AUAUAGCAGCAAAUUAUCUUAUGAGAAAAGCUUCAGAUUUAGUUACUGCAGUUAACGAAUGCUAUCAUGAUCUAAUUGUAUAUCUUGUCACAGCUAUUUCAGCAAAAGAUCUACUUCAAGAAAUUAAAUUGAUGUAUUCACCUAAUAUACUAAUUUCUAAUGUAUAUUAUGCAUCUGUACUAUUUAGAUAUGAAAAUGAGUUUGCUGUUAAGUUUCAUAAUGUGUCAAUACUUGUUUUUCUUGAUAACAAACAUCGAUAUAAAAUUGGUGAGCCAGGGUAUCCAGUAGCAGCAGUAGAUAGGGGUAAACAGGUAAUAGUUGAGAAAGAUACAAAAUUUGUAGUAAAUGACUAUGAUUUUACCAAAACUAGAAUAAUACCAAAUGUAACAAUGCUAUAUAAUAUUCCAGAAAAAAUUGAUGGUGAUUUCUACACAAGAAAGGUAAAUAUCUGUUUAAAGGAACUAAUAUUUCAGCUAUCUUCCUCUUUAUGA
This is a messenger RNA of Scutellospora calospora, 491 nucleotides long. NCBI's taxonomy places the organism in Eukaryota, Fungi, Glomeromycota, Glomeromycetes, Diversisporales, Gigasporaceae. The record is from the annotation of a GenBank genome assembly.